This is a messenger RNA of Dentiscutata erythropus, 180 nucleotides long. Lineage: Eukaryota; Fungi; Glomeromycota; Glomeromycetes; Diversisporales; Gigasporaceae. The record is from the annotation of a GenBank genome assembly.
AAAUUAAGAAAUUGUACGCUCUUUAUAUUGAACAAACAUUCUUCUUUUCAAUUCUCAACAAUAAAAUUUUUACAAUGGAUAUCCAGGGUUUAUUAUUAUCUGAUGACCCACAAAGCGAAGAAGAUUAUGACUAUACUGAUUUAGAUGAUCUACAAAAUAACAACAAUGUUAAUAUUGAAG